AUGAAUAAUACCGGUGUAUUUAUUAUAUCUGCACUUCGUAGUCCUAUUGGUCGUAUGUCUGGUUGUCUAUCCGGUUUAUCAGCGCAUCAAUUAGGCGGUCAAGUCAUCAAUUCUGUAUUGGACAAAGCUGUAGAAGGAUCAAAUGAUCCAAAAGAAUUAAGAAAUUAUAUUAUAGAACACUUGGAAGAAGUUAUACUUGGUCAGGUGUUGACAACAGCCACAGGGCAGAAUCCAGCUAGGCAAGCAGCUAUAUUGGCAGGAAUUCCUUAUAGUGUACCAGCUUGGGGUGUAAAUAUGGUGUGUGGUUCAGGAUUAAAAUCUGUUUGCUUAGCCUUCGAUCGAUUACACCUUUCUUCUCCCACAGAAGGUGGCUGGAUACUAGCUGGUGGACAAGAGUCAAUGAGUCAGGCGCCACAUGCAACUCCGCCUAGAGCAUGUCUACGUCGUGUAGGUGGUCAAAAUACUUCAGAACUUCCAAAUUAUGGAAAUUUCACUCUGUUAGAUACAAUAAUGAAUGAUGCUUUAACAGAUGCAUUUUGUUAUCUUCCUAUGGGUGCAACUGCAGAAAUUGUCGCCAAAAGAUAUGGAAUUAGCCGAGAAGAACAAGAUCUGUUCGCUUUGAGAUCACAGGAGAAGUAUGCAGCUGCUUUCAAAGCUGGUCAUUUCGUUAAUGAAAUAACACCAAUUAAUGUUCCAGGUAUAGGUAAAGAAGAAUCAAAAAUUGUAUCCACUGAUGAACAUCCAAGACCUGAUACUACUUUAGCAAAAUUAUCAAAAUUACGACCAGCAUUUCAAGGGGAUUCAAAUGGUGGGACAGUUACAGCGGGUAAUACCAGUGGAGUUAAUGAUGGUGCAGCAGUAGUAUUACUUUGUCGUGGUGAUCAAUUAUCAAAGCUGGGUGAUCGCCGUCCACUUGCACGUAUUAUUGGUUGGCACCAAGCUGGUCUAGAGCCAGAAUUAAUGGGUCUUGGUCCUAUCUUUGCUAUUCGAGGAUUAUUAUCUAAGAUUGGUUGGAAGAUUGAAACUGUUGAUGUCUUCGAAAUUAAUGAAGCAUUUGCUUCUCAGUGCAUUGCUAUUGCUACUGAGUUAUGUAUAUUACCAGAGAAAUUGAAUGUCUCCGGUGGUGCAAUCGCUUUAGGCCAUCCAGUUGGAUGCAGUGGAGCACGUAUCCUAGUCACACUAGCGCAUACACUACAACGUAUUGGUAAACAGCAGCAGCAACAACAACAACAUAGUGGUGGUGAUGAAUCUCCUGUUCGACGUGGUGUAGCUGCUUUAUGUAUAGGUGGUGGUAUGGGUAUUGCAGUUGCCAUAGAAACAUGCAACUAG
Messenger RNA from Trichobilharzia regenti, 1329 nucleotides. The record is from the annotation of a GenBank genome assembly. NCBI's taxonomy places the organism in Eukaryota, Metazoa, Platyhelminthes, Trematoda, Strigeidida, Schistosomatidae.